AGCGUGUGAACGUGAUUUUCUUCUUCUCUUUUUGCUUUAUGUGAGUUUUCGGUGCUUCUGAGCCAAAGCCGUAGUCCGUCGCGUACUACAUUUUGCCAUUUGUUGGCUUAUUCUGUGAACUGCAGUUAAGCAGGAAGUGUUUUUUCGUCUCGAAAUCUCGAACGGCGGAGCACACAAAAAAUAAAAACAUCAACAAAAAAAAAAAUUAGAGAAUAAUAAAACAACAAGAAAGCUAUAGAAAUUAAAUACUCAUAAAAGGGAAUCAAGGUGGCGCUAUUUAUACAUAUAUUUUCAUAUACAUAUGUAUAUACGCAACUAAGCGCUUAGUUACAAACUUAAAAGUAUAUCACAAUUCUAUAUACCUACAUAGUAUAUAUAAUACAUAUGUAUAUAUGCAUGUGUGAUGCCGUGAAAUUAAUUUUAAAUACCUGUAGCAUUUGAAAAUGUAACAAAAAAAUAACAACAAAAAGUUGGUGAAAUUCGCUUUUUAAUGUUGUUUAAAUAAGACAUAUUUAAUAGCAAAAUGAAAACUUGUACAGCUAAUGAAGAAAGGCUGCGAAAAAUCACGUAGUAGUGUAUACAAAUACAACAAUUAAUAGUUUUUAUUGAAAAAAAGUAUUAAUAAAAAUAAAUUAACAAGCGAACAAAGCAAGUGUUAAUAAUAAAGUAAUAACACCGUAUACAAUAAUUAACAGCAGUAGGAGCAAACACGGCAACAAUAAAUAAGCAGCAACAACAACGAAAACACAAUGGAAUAUAUAAAUAUGGAUAAACGAUUUAAAAUAUCGAAAACGUUAAUUAUAAAUAUCAUCGUUCAUUUGGUCCUCAUCGCUAGCAUCAGUCAAUCGGGUGACGCUUUUGGUUUCGACUCUGCUAACUCAUGCAGCACACAAGCAUCGAAGCUCUCACGGCGUGGACGAGCACAAAUGCUCGCCACCAUACCAUGUGAUCUAACGCGACAGGCGUACUGUCAUCUACCCGGCUCGGCAUAUCCCUGGCAUGCGGUCAGACGUUUCGUACACGAGAAUCACGGUCUAAUGAAACGUAUGUACGGAGAUGUACGACAUAUCUCGGUGCUACGUGAUGAGAUACUCAACAAUGAGAUCGAUGUGGAUGAUGUUGAGGUGGCCGCGGAACGUUAUUCGAAAGAUCCGCAUAGAGCAAGGGCAGCUAAGUACAUGCAUGAGCAGCAGCGCGAAGACGUUGGUGGCAUUAAGAGCAACGACGUAGUAAUGGAACCACACUUCCGACCAGUUUCAACGACCACAACAACGACAGGCGCGCCAGAUGUGGACAAAGAGGAAAAAGUAGCGACGACUAGCGCAGCAUUGGAGGCCAAAAUGGAGGUGGAAGCUGGUUCUCAACCAGCAAAGACGCUCAGACGUAGAACAAAUGUAAACGCGAAUGGUGGGGGACAUAGAAGGCGAGUUAAUGUCUAUGUUAAUCGCAAUCGACCGACGCACUCGUCUUUACGACGGCGUACAACAACAACAACGACCACAACUACAGAAGAACCUAAGUCGCUGCCAGAGGAACAGACAAGUGUGGUGGUCUUACAUGAAGAGACUAUAUUCGAGAUUCCUGAGGAUGAUGGAAAUCUCGCCUCGAAUAGUGUCUAUGAGAUACCCACAUCGCCUGAGGCGGCCAUAUUACAUAUGGGUGACAAUAUACAAGUCAUUGAAUCACCACAACUCGGCCAAUUGCAGAAACCCUUGACGACGGAAACAAAUGCAUCGGAGACGGCCACCAUUUCAACCACUUUGAAAGUGGUAUCCACGCCUGCGACCAAAAUGCGCCCAUCCCAUGAUGGAGUGCCCGACUCACCAGUACCAGUAGCACCCACACCGCUACAGCAAAAACUGCAACCACAAGCGGAACGUCAACGACCUGGACCACAAAAGCUAAAAUUGCAACAAGUGACUAAGCCACAGCCAACAUUUGAUACGAGCGGACCGAAAGAAAGCUCUCCAUUGUUAAAUUCGAAACCAACCAACGAAAGUGAACGUCCACAAAGCGCCACAGCGCAAGCACCUGUGGAUGGUGACGGCACAAGCACACAGCCACUGAAAGUAACGCAGGGCGCCACAGCGAAUGAUGACGACACGGACGUUACAACGGACGAAAGUAAUGGUGGUGCGACACUAACAAACAUCGGCGCGAACAAUGACGAAACGGACGCCACAGUGACUGUGUCAGCAUCAGCGCAAACGACCACAGCUUCAACAACACACAAUUCCCAACUGAAAUAUGAACACAACACAAGCCAGGCAAAAGACGAUGAUGAAAAUAAAGCCGACUUGUCGGCUACUACGACAAGCGGUGCGCAUACAGCAUCUACUACAGGCGCCACGAAACUCACAUCAACACAAGCCGAAUUGUAUUCGGCCGCUAAGACUACCUACACGCCAAAUGUUGCAGCAACCGGCGUCGCCGAGGGCGCACCGUCAGCGCCGCAGCGUAUUGAGUUGUUUACCGGUGAGAAAAUCCGAAGACCACAACAGACGGCGCAACAAGCUCCGUCAGCGCCAGCACAGACAACACCAGUAAGCGCGGCUGCGGCUGCGUCCACGAAACCAGUACUACGCGAUGGCCAACUAUAUCAAGAUGCUCUCAAGCAAGAGGUGAAACCGAGCGCCAAUAUGCGCGGCAUCAACGCGUGCCCGGUGAAGGAAGAGGUGGUCGCACCAUUUUGGGCCAAUAACACACGCGGCGAAGUGCUCGCCUUGCUCAAUCUCUAUCCCUUCGAACAGUAUGUGCAUUGGGAGAAAUGCACGCACGAGCAUCGUCAAAUGUACUGUCGAGAGGGUUGCCGUUGUGAGCAGCAGUACCGUCUACAUCGCCUGCUCGCAUACGAUCCACAUAAUGAAUGUCGCGGCAUUUUUUCGGAUUGGUUUCGUUUUCCUUCGUGUUGCAUUUGCAAGUGUUAUGGCAUACCGAUGGAGUUCCGUGCCACAUCUCGUAGUCCACGUUCAGAGCGUAUGGAUGAGGAGUUUGAAACGGUAGCGGAGGAAACAUACUUUGAUGAUAGUUUCGAUGAUAGUGGCGAUGAUGUUAAUGACAUAAAGCAGUCAGCGGAGUCUAUGGAAUCAGUAGAUACGCAACAAUCCCAACAUCCAAUUGAUGUGGCGGAACAAUUGGUGCGGCAGGCGAUCUAUGAACAUGCUACAGAGGAUUGGUAUCGACCGAAGGAUGAAUUCGACUUCUACGAGGGUUAAAACAGGGUUGGGAAGUUGGUGGUGUGGGCACAAAUGGGGGCUCGUUGGCUAAUUUAAUUAUAAUUUUAUUUGCAGUGAAUCAUAUUACGGGGUUUUACUAAAUCAUGCUUUGGAACCGAAACCAAAAGCUAUUAAAAUCAAAUCUAAACUUAUCUCUGAAGUUGGGACUGAAUUUAACUAGCGAAGAGGCUGCUUUCAGAGCGAAUCGGCAGGCAUAAGCGGGAUCAACCGAAUAUUGACAACUUUUUACUAGCGCUCGCCGCUGGAACUUUGAAUGAUUUAAGGAGAGAGAUUCGGUGGUUGCGUGUCAGAAACACUGAAACUUGUUUCUCGAAAUAUAUUUCGAGUUUUAUGUGUGCCAAGAUAGGUUCUUAGCGCUUAAACUGAUUCUAUCGAAAGAUUCGAAGUCUGAAUCUUAUAUAAAGUCCCGUCCGAUGCUUUCCAUUUUUCUUGACAUUCCAAAUCGUAUUAAUUCUAUUUGUACGACAAAAACUAAAAGUAAAACGAGUAGCUUUCCUGUUACGUUAGUUUAGGCAGAGAAAGAUACGCUUGCAGGCCAUUAAAAAGGAAAUUCUUGACCGCCUUAAUAUCUAGCUUGUUGGCUGCUUCUAAUUAUAUGAGCUGGGAAUCCGAUGGAUGACUGACAAGUGCCGCUAGUGAUCCCAAACAGAAGCAGAGACGGUAUUUUCAUGUCUCACUCAUGCCAGCCACUUGACAUUUCCUAUAAGUAUCACUGUUAAUAAUACCCAUUCUGGCAAUAUGUAUCGUCUAUAGGUUUCGAUCCUUUCCUGUUGCUUCUUCGAGAUCACAUAAGCAAAAAUUGGGUUAUUCGCCUUUACUGCCCAUGCGCAUGAUCUUGGCAUAUUCUACUCCGAUUCUGUUCCCUCCCUACUGUUCAGACAUAAAUUUCAUUGUGCAGUAUCUCCGGUAUCUUUCCGGAUCAUUCGCCUAACGAAGGACUCUCUUCCAUCUGCAGUUCCACUUUGAGUUGGAAUUUCGGCGCGCUCUAUUUUCUCAUUGAGAUCGAAUUAGUACUCUAGAACUGCCUCUCUCUAUCUACGCGCUCUUUCUCUCAAUUUCACUCUCUCUCUCUCAUUAGCUUUCGCUCUCAAUCGAUCUCUCUCGCUUUUCCUCUCACACUGUCUUUCGUUCUCUCUCCCGAUCUCUCGCUUUUUUUUCAUUCUUCCUCUCAAUCACUCUCGCUAUCUCUUUCGAUCACUCUCUCUCGCUCUCGCACUCUCUCUCUCUCUCUCUAGUUUCUUUUCUCACUGGUAAGCCACGAAAUAUGAUUCCUUAAAAAAAUUAUGUACUGUGCUUUUUUAUAAAAAAAAAAUUGUUUUCUUUAUUCUUACUUUAGUUUCAUUUCUAAAAAUAUUUUUUAAUUAUAUUAUUUAGAUAAUGUCUAAUUUUAUUCGUAUUGAAUUUGUAAGCAAAUGCACUUUUGUUAUAACUAGUCGAAAUUCAUAUUGUUAAUGUUUUGUAAAAAAAAAAAAUUAUAUUAAUUUAAUUCUAUUUUAAAAAUGAAUUUAAACUAAAAAUUAAAUUUAAAUUAAUUUUAAAACACGAUAAGGCAUUAUAUCCAUUGUAAAUAUAGUUUUGCGAUAUAAUGCUGAGUUCUACGAACUCUUUUAUUUACCACGAGCGAAUGUACCUUGAAUACUUAACGUAGAAAAGCGCGCGCACGUACAUAUAUAUAUACAUAUAUACAUGCAUAUGUACACGUAUGUAAAUAUGUAGUGCGUUAUACGUAUAUGAAUCUUAUGAGAAACAUUUAUUGAAUGCGCUUUUUACUUAAGUUUAGUUAUA
Messenger RNA from Ceratitis capitata (Mediterranean fruit fly), 5021 nucleotides. RefSeq names its product protein spaetzle 4 (gene spz4). The transcript is spliced from 4 exons. The record is from RefSeq and is a predicted model, not a curated record. Gene Ontology annotation, biological process: central nervous system formation; regulation of Toll signaling pathway; innate immune response. NCBI's taxonomy places the organism in Eukaryota, Metazoa, Arthropoda, Insecta, Diptera, Tephritidae. Gene Ontology annotation, cellular component: extracellular region. Gene Ontology annotation, molecular function: growth factor activity; Toll binding. The coding region runs from base 750 to 3215 and encodes 821 amino acids.